CGGAUCCAGCCGUGGAUCGCAUGGCGCUUUGCCGGAUGUCCAGGAAUAGGUGGCUUGGCAGUGGCUGACUUUCACCAACAUGGCAGGUCCCCCGACAUCCCGUCGCCCGGUAGUGUGGAGCGUGGAGGCACAGGGGCAUUGCGGCUCUCUCGCCACGGUCCACCACCAGCUUCCAUGUUCGGUGACCUGAUGACCAUGAGGGGGAAGAUGCCCCGGCAGGUCCCAGAGAGCAAACGGUCAAAGCACCGGGUUGGCGACGCUUAGUCGUGACUGCGGAGGAGCUUUGACGUACUGCUAAUAUGUUGGGUAGCAAUGGGUUGUUUCUUGUACACGCGCGUUCCAUGGAUUUUGCCGUGGGCCGCCGUGUAACGUACCUGGCCCCCAUAGCCGAACCAACCUAAGAGCCCCAGCACGAGGAGGGACCGUGGCGGCUCCAAAGUGGGCUUGGCCGACACAUGGUCGCGUCCCCGUCCCUGGUGGCGGCAUGCCCAAGUUCAUAUAUGAAGCCUCUAGGCUCCGUCCCGCUACUUGGUUUCCGGGACUGCCAGCCCCACGGUUUCUAGCAGCUUGAUCGAGACCGAGUCGCACGCAUCUGCGAACCUCGACAAGCCCGUCACUUGUCCACAGUCCACCCCUUGGAUCCGAACACGACGCGGCCAACAUGAGGUUCUCGGGGCUAUGGGCUGCUGCCCUGGCCACCCUGGUCCACGCCACUGCCGACCACCCCCUAGAUGCACGAAGCGUCCUCCAGGCACGGGCCGCCGCCGCCCUCGGCUCCGUCACUGUCACAAACCUCAACGAUGUCCGGGGUAACCUGCACCUCCCAGAGUCAUGGGACGGCCUGCCCGUCCGCUGGACCAGCAGCGACCCGACCGUCGUCGGCCACGACGGCCUUGUCAAGCGGCGGGAAGACGGGCACCGCCACGUCACGCUGCGCGCCACCAUCGAGCACGAGGGCGUGUCGGUCGAGCGAGAGUUCACGGCGCGGGUGCGGCAGGCUGUGGAGAAGCGGCAGGCAUCCAGCUACGAGGGCUAUGCCUUCUCAUACUUCACGGGCAACAACAUCGCCGGCGAGAAGAUCUACUUCGCCGCCAGCGUCGGCAACGACGCGCUCAACUGGCACGAGCUCAACCGCGGACAGGCCACACUGACAUCCACCAUGGGCACCAAGGGCCUGCGCGACCCUUUCCUGAUCCGGUCGCCCGAGGGCGACACCUUCUACCUCAUCGCCACGGACCUGUCCAUCGGCUCGGGCACGUCGUGGGGCGACUCGGUGCGCUUCGGCAGCCUGUACCUCGAGGUGUGGGAGUCGCACGACCUGGUCAACUGGUCGGCGCAGCGGCACAUCAAGGUGUCACCGCCCAACGCGGGCAACACGUGGGCGCCCGAGGCCUACUACGACUCCUCGCUCGGCGCCUACGUCGUCUUCUGGGCCUCGUCGCUGUACGCCGACAACGACCCCCGGCGCAACGGACCGACGUACCACCGCAUGCUGUACGCCACGACGCGUGACUUUGUCACCUUUAGCGCCACCAAGGUGUGGCAGGACGCCGGCCUCUCGCGCAUCGACUCGACCGUCAUCAAGGUUGGCAACCAGUACCACCGCUUCACCAAGGACGAGGGCGCUGGCAGCACGGGCUGCACCGACAUUAUCCAGGAGAGCUCGUCGUCGCUCACGGCCACUCUCCAGUCGUGGACGCGCGAGGCGGUCUGCAUCGGGCGCGACGCCGGCACUCAGGCCGUCGAGGGCCCGACCGUGUUCAAGUCCAACCCGGGCGACGUGCGCGGCGACAAGUUCUACCUGUUCGUCGACGAGUACGGCGGCCGCGGCUACGUCCCUCUCGAGACGGCCGACAUCUCCAAUCCCCGCUGGAGGCUGUCGUCGUCGUGGAACCUGCCCGCCAGCCCACGCCACGGCACCGUCAUCCCCGUCACCAAGGCCGAGCUCGCGCGCCUGACGGGCUCGACGGGCAAGCCCAAGCCCGCCAACGCCGCCGGCGAGAUUGCGCGCUACGACUUCUCGUCGCUCAAGGCCGGCGGUGUGCUGCCCGACGUGUCCGGCAACGGCGCCGACGGCAAGGUGCAGGGCGGCGCUACGGUCAGGAACGGCGCGCUGGUGCUCGACGGCGUCGACGACUACGUCACGCUGCCCACCGACCUGGUGGCAGGCCUCGAGGACAUGACGAUCGAGGCCGAGGUGCAGCUAGCGACGGACCAGCAGCCGCCCUACUUCAUCUUCGGCAUCGGCAACACGGGCUCGUCGGGCGCGGGCGCGGGAUACCUGUUCGCCACGGGCAACCCCUACCGCGCCAGCAUCACGCUGACCGACUACAAUGCCGAGCAGACGGUGUCGUCGGGCCGCGAUCUGCCCAGGGGCCAGUGGGUGCACCUGGCAUACGUGAUCCAGGGCAGGAGCGCCAUCCUGUACCUCAACGGCGCCGAGGUGGGCCGCAACACGCAGGUCAACCUCGACCCCGGCGGCAUCGGCGGCGGCGCCACCAACAACAACUACAUCGGCAAGUCGACCUACACCAGCGACCGCCUGCUCAAGGGCCAGUUGCGCAAGUUCGCCGUCUUCAACCGCGCCCUGUCGGCGGCCGAGGUGCUCCGUAAGUCGGGAAACCUGCUCCAGCUGACCGGGCUUUCCCUCGCUGACGCCUCCUCCGUCAAGGCCUCGCCGCUCGUUAGCGGCUCCAGCCGCUCCGUCCUCUUCUACGUCAAGCCUGGCACCAGCCUGGCCGCGCUCGCGCCCACCUUUACGACCCCUGACGGCGUAACCGUCUCGCCCACCUCGGGCGCCACCGUCGACUUUAGCAACGACCGCGCCGUCACCUACACCCUGACCAACGGCGCCGACGGCACCUCGGCCACGUGGACCAUGACGGCGCACGAGAUGGCGUCGCCCGUCCUGCCCGGCCUGUACGCCGACCCCAACAUAUUCAUCCACAAUGCCACCUACUACAUCUACGCCACCACCGACGGCUUCCCCGGCUGGGGCGGCAAGGAUUUCUACGUGUGGUCGUCGCGCGACAUGAAGGAGUGGACGCGCACCGAGAAGCCCAUCCUGACGCUCGACGGCGCCAACGGCAACGUCCCCUGGGCCGUCGGCAACGCCUGGGCCCCGGGCUUCGCGGAGCGCGACGGCAAGUUCGUCAUCUACCACAGCGGCCACCACGUCCGGCUCAACACCAAGACCAUCGGCGCCGCCGUGGCCUCGCACCCGCUGGGACCCUUUACGGCGCAGCCCGACGCCAUGAUCUUCAACAACGAGACGGUCACGUCGGGCCAGGCCAUCGACCCGGCCGCGUUCCGCGACCCCGUCAGCGGCAAGUACUACCUCUACUGGGGCAACGGGCGGCCGCUGUACGCGCAGCUGGCCGACGACAUGGUCUCGCUGGUGCCCGGCACCACCAAGCAGAUCUCGGGCCUCAACGACUUCCGCGAGGGUCUGUUCCUGGUCUACCGGCGCGGGCUGUACCACAUGACGUACAGCAUCGACGACACGGGGUCCGAGGACUACCGCGUCGGCUACGCGACGGCGGCGUCGCCCGACGGCCCCUGGACGUACCGCGGCGUCGUGUUGGCCAAGCGGCCCGAGCUCGGCAUCCUGGGCACGGGCCACAACAGCAUGGCGCAGGUGCCCGGCACCGACGACUGGGUCAUCGUCUACCACCGCUUCGGCAUCCCCGGCGGCAACGGCAACAACCGCGAGACCACGAUCGAUAGGGUCGAGUUCGACGAGCAGACGGGGCUCAUGAAGGCCAUCACGCCGACGCUGGAGAGCGUGCCGGCGCGGCGCAUCAGCAGCUGUGCGUCGAGGCGAAGGGCAGGGGGGUCGAGUUAGUUAUGAUUCAAGUGAGAUUAUGGGUGGGCGUACUAGUGGCUGUUUUUUUAUGGGUUGUGUCUUUGCCGGGAGAAGACGACAAGGGAAGAGGACCAGGCGGGGCGUUUGAUGAGCAGACAGACCCGCGCAAACACUGUAUUCAAAACAGACGAUAUCCACAUGUAAAUAUUCAUUCAAAUGCUUUCUUGGUUCAUACCGACCCUGACGUGACAUUUACAGCAGU
Molecule: messenger RNA, 4067 nt
Organism: Gaeumannomyces tritici R3-111a-1
Lineage: Eukaryota; Fungi; Ascomycota; Sordariomycetes; Magnaporthales; Magnaporthaceae
Product: endo-1,4-beta-xylanase
Exons: 1
Coding region: 662-3844 (1060 amino acids)
Biological process (GO): carbohydrate metabolic process
Molecular function (GO): hydrolase activity, hydrolyzing O-glycosyl compounds
Source: RefSeq, a predicted model, not a curated record